Didymodactylos carnosus is the source of this 3051-nucleotide messenger RNA. The record is from the annotation of a GenBank genome assembly. NCBI's taxonomy places the organism in Eukaryota, Metazoa, Rotifera, Eurotatoria, Philodinida, Philodinidae.
AUGACACCUUUUUCUACUGUUCAUUUAUUUCUUUGUCCAUAUACAAAAGUUGAAGAAAGUUUUAAUUUACAAGCGAUCCACGAUAUUCUCUAUCAUCGUUUCAACAUUUCAAGUUAUGAUCAUUUGGAAUUUCCAGGAGUCGUACCUCGAACGUUUCUUGGUCCCAUUGUGGUUUCAUGUUUAUCAUUUCCAUUUACAAUAUUUUUUCCAUCAUCAUCAUCUUCUCUUUUAUAUAUGCAGUAUAUUGUUCGAUUGAUAUUAGGAUUAUUAGUGGCACUUAGUUUAACAAAUUUUUAUAUUUCAUUAAAACGGCAUUGUGGCUCAUCUGUACAACAAUGGUGGUUAAUUAUAACACUAACUCAAUUUCAUCUAUUUUUUUAUUCUACAAGAACACUACCAAAUACAUUUGCUCUCAUUUUAGUUUUGAAUUGUUUCGCAUUUUGGUUAAAUGGUAAACAUAGACUAUUGGUAUGGACGUCAGCAUUUGUCAUUUUGAUAUUUCGUUCGGAACUUGUCAUUUUAUUGGGUCUGAUUAUUCUUUAUGAAGUUAUCAAUCGUCGUUUAAGUUUUCGCGAAUCAUUAAAACAUGGCAUAUCUGCAAGUUUAAUCGCUGUGGGACUUAGUCUAAUCGUCGAUAGUUGGUUUUGGCAGCGAUUAGUAUGGCCAGAAGGUGAAGUAUUAUUUUACAACACAAUAUUAAACAAAAGUUCAAAUUGGGGUGUAUCCUUUUUGUUAACACGCCUAAGAGGAACAUGUCAUGACCAGCACAACGAAAAAGCUCCCAUUAGUAGAGAUACUUCACCAUUUUUAUGGUAUUUCUAUUCUGUUUUACCACGUGCUCUUGGUGCAUCUCUACUAAUAUUACCAUAUGGCUUGUACACUAGUAAAACAAUUCGUUUAAUGGUACUACCAAGUUUUUUAUUUAUAUUUAUUUAUUCAAUUUUACCACAUAAAGAGUUACGUUUCAUUUUUUAUACAUUUCCAAUGUUGAAUGUAGCUGUAGCAGAAGGUUGUAAACGAAUAUUUCAGCUGAAAACUUAUGAUUGGCUGUCUAAAUUAUUAAAAUUGAUUAUUUAUGGUCAUCUGAUUUUAAAUAUAAUUCAAACAUCAAUAGCAUUAUAUGCUUCACAUUACAAUUAUCCGGGUGCACAAUCUCUUUUAAGUUUACAAAAACUCUAUCAUCAUAAAUCAAAUGUAACCGUUCAUAUUGACGUUUAUGCAGCUGAAAAUGGUAUAUCGAGAUUUUUAGAACUUAAACGUGCCGACAUUUGGAGAUAUAAUAAAACGGAAAUGUUGACAAUCAAAGAACUUACUCAAUUUGAUUUUUUACUAGUUGAAUCCAAUAAUGAAGAAGAUAAUCGUCUAAAACCGUAUUUAACAGAAGGAUUUCAUAUUAUAAAUUUUAUACUGAUCAUUCGAUUUGUUUCACAUACAAAUAUUCCACGAACAUGUUCGUUACAUAAUGCUGCAAAUACAGAUAUUAAUUAUUUUCAAAAUAUGGUCAAAUCACAUGUAGAGAAACAACCAUCUUCUAAAACUAAUACUACCAAUGUCAAUUCUUCAAACAAAAAACAAAAAAAUAAUUUUGACAAUAAAAAUCAACAUAGAUCUUAUGGUCAACAAACAACAUCAGAAUAUUUUCAAUUGAAACAAAAAAACACAUCAUCAUCAUCAUCGGCAAAGUUUACAUCCUACAAUACAACAUUGGGUACAAACAAAUGGGAUGAUCAAAAUAAACAUUCACAUUCAGAACGAUCAAUGAAAUACAAUAAUUAUGUAUCGAAUAAAUCGAGAAUAUCAACAUAUAACAAUAAAAAAUCAGUAAAUCAAAUAAAUGACAAUGAUGAUAAAACAAAAACAUCUAAAUUUAAUUCGUACAAUAAAGCGUAUCAAAACGUAACCAAGAGUAGUCAUGAUUUUAAUUCACAAGAAGAAGAUGAUAUGUUUGAAAAUGAAAAAGAUGAUUUAACAUUGACUGGCGUUGAAACAAAAACAUUUUCAAAAGUAAAUAAAAAAAAUAAAACAACAAUUUAUUCAAAAGAUAAAAUAAAUGUUCUACUUUCAAAUAAACAAGAUGAAACAAAGAAUAGUAAUUCGAUUCCACUUGAGGUUCUUGUUCAACCCGAUUUACAUGAUUUAUAUACUAAUGAAGAAAUACAUGAAUCAAUUGAACAAUAUAUUCGUAAUAUUCGUCCUGUUGUUUUACGUUCACUUCCAUAUGAUAUGGCUUAUUUAAUAAAUGAAUCAGAAACAUUAAAACGUUUCGUUGAAAUGGGUGUUGAUAUCUAUCGUUGGGGUAAAUCACAUGCAAAAGUCAAAUAUACCAGUACACUUGAUUUUGAACGUGAUUGUUCAAAACAUAUUGUUUUUUUACAUGAUAAAGGUAUUCAAAAUGAUAUUCUAGCACAAUUUCUUUCAUUUAAUCCUUGGAUAUUUAGUGAAAAUAUUAAUGAUUUACAAACACGAAUUCAUUAUCUUGAAAGUAAAGAAUUUAAAUCAGACAUGAUUCAACACAUUAUUACUAAAGCACCCUACUGGCUUAAUCUAAGUACAAAAACAGUGGAUAAUAAAUUAUCUUGGUUUCAAAAAAAAUUUCAUUUAUCCGUUGAUGAAAUACGAACAAUUGUUUGUAAAGCACCAAAAUUAAUUACAUUACCAUUAAAAGAUAUUAGUGAUACUUAUUUUAAUAUGAAAGAAUUUUUAAAUUUUACUGAAGAACAAUUAAAAGAAUUACUUAUCAAAUAUCCAAAAUUGUUUCAAUAUGAUUUUAAAGUAAUCGAAUUCAAUUUUGAUUUUUUAAUUAAUCAAAUGAAUAUUAAACAGGAACAAUUUAUUGAAUAUCCACCCAUACUUAAACAAUCAUAUCAACGUUUAAGAACACGAUGUCUCUAUUUGAAAUCUAUUGGACGUGAUCAAUUUAAUUCAUCAGAACCAAAUUUUAUAUCUCUAAAAGCUCUUUGUUUAAGCACUGAUGAACUAUUUUGUCAGCAAGUGUUGAAUACUACUGUUAAACAGUAUCGACAGUUUAGUAAAACAAAUGUACGGGAUUAG